Condylostylus longicornis is the source of this 1077-nucleotide messenger RNA. Its product is annotated as cAMP-dependent protein kinase catalytic subunit beta-like. The record is from RefSeq and is a predicted model, not a curated record. The transcript has 5 exons. Gene Ontology annotation, cellular component: nucleus; cAMP-dependent protein kinase complex. NCBI's taxonomy places the organism in Eukaryota, Metazoa, Arthropoda, Insecta, Diptera, Dolichopodidae. Gene Ontology annotation, biological process: peptidyl-serine phosphorylation. Gene Ontology annotation, molecular function: ATP binding; cAMP-dependent protein kinase activity. Bases 1 to 1077 code for a protein of 358 amino acids.
AUGCACAACAUAGAAGAAAAAUGGAUGCGACUAUUUGAUAAAAAGCAAUCAUAUGAAAAAAAUUUUGAAUUAUUUACUGAGGAAUUUGAAAGAAUUUGGAAAGAACCAUUAGAUUCUUCCCCAACUAUAAAUAUUUUAGAUCAAUAUAUAGAAAAAGAUAUUCUGGGUCAAGGAGCAUUUGGAAUUGUUAAAUUAUACCAAAAUAAAAAAGACCAAAAGUACAGUGCAGUAAAGGUAUUAUUAAAGGAGUUUUUGGUUAAAAAGAAAUUAAUACAGCACAUAAUGAUGGAAAAGAAAAUUUUGUCUUGUGUAUGUUUUCCUUUCGUUGUAAAUUUAGAAUUUUCGUUUAAAGAUCAUUCAUUUAUUUAUUUGGGGCUACCAUUCAUUAGUGGCGGUGAAUUAUUUGUUUAUCAUAGAAAAGUUAAGAAGUUUAACGAAAAAGAUGCCAGAUUCUAUGGAGCACAAGUUUUUAUGGCUUUAGACUAUCUACACAAAGCAAACAUAGUUUACAGAGACUUAAAGCCGGAAAAUAUUUUGAUUGAUAACAGAGGUUAUAUAAAAAUCACAGACUUUGGAUUUUGCAAGCGGGUUGAAGGUCGAACUUUUACACUUUGCGGCACCCCGGAGUACUUGGCACCAGAAAUUAUCAAAUCAAAACCAUAUGGUAAAAGCGUUGAUUGGUGGGCAUUUGGUGUUCUCUUAUAUGAGUUUGUAGCGGGUGUUUCACCUUUUUAUUUAAAAUCUGAAAAUCAGAUGGAAAUGUAUGAAUCAAUAUGCGCUGGAAAAUACAAAUUUCCAAAUUAUUUCAGUUCUGAUCUGAAAUUUUUAAUUCGAAAUUUAUUGGAAAUUGAUAUUACAAAAAGAUACGGAGAGUUGAAAAAUGGUUCUAAAGAUAUUAAAGACCAUAGUUGGUUUAGUGGCAUCAGUUGGCUGGCCUUAUUAAAUAAAGAAAUAGGAUCACCUUAUGUACCAAAAUUAAAAGAUGGCGGAGACACAAGUUACUUUGAUAAAUUCCAUAAUUUCCCAAUCAUUCCAGCUAAAACAGACUUGUACGCGAACGAGUUCGCAGACUUUUAA